CCCCCGAGGCUCAGCGGCUCGCGGAGAAGGAGGGAGUGCGCGCCUCGACUAGAGGCACAAACGGUCUGUUCUCACAGCAAAAAAACGAUAAAUUUAGCCGAUACAUGGCGAAAUUUGCUUUAUUCGACGCCACGACACGUAUCCAUUUCGGACCGCGGCUCUGACAGCGACAGGCGAAGUGAAUAUCCGCAUCUCACAGUUGUUGGACUUUGCCUGGUUUUCUGAGGGCUUUUAUAGCAGAUUCGUGCUCGGAGUCGCGUGAGUACCGGUGUAUCUCUGCGGGCAUCAUUUCGUGUUUACUGUUGACACUCGUACGUUCCGUUCCUGAACAGCACAAGACCUCUUCUGUCUACUUUCCGGUUCGCCCGGUGUCCCUUUUAACGACAGGCCGGCUGCACACUUUCCCCGACACGGCCUCGUUCAACCCCCCGGCGACGAUAUAGAGUCAUCCUGGUACACACUCCAAAAGAAGACCCAUCGUGUUUACAACGACCGACACGGAGGAUCGGUGGAAAAACGGCGACAAGAGAGUCGGAUCUGUGCCCUGGUGAUAUAGACACACGGAGCUGUCAUACAGCAACUAACCUUAGACAGAGCAGAAAAACACGUUGCUCUAUAAAUUUACAUGUUUUGAGUCUAAUCUCACAUGCAAGUGUCGCGUUCCUUCUUGCAUAUAUCUGUUAUUAAGUUGUGAACACCAAAACGUCAAACAUAUAAACUAGGCACGUUUUGUGCAAAGGCAAGGCCUCGUCUGCUAACUCCGAUAGCUCCAUCGCUAACUCUCAGCCUGGCUUUAAUCGGCACCUCUAAUCUUAUUAACAGUGCACUUUUUGACUUUCAUUCAACACUUGGUUUGUACUGUACUUCAGUGGUUUUAGUUUAGUGAGAUAUUGGUACAACAUAGUAGUAUCAUUGGCAUGCUUGCUGAGAAGGAAGGAAAUAGAGUUGUCAGCCUUUAUUUUCUACCGUUCAGUCUGAUUUUCUGUUAAUUCCUAGUUUAGGGAAAAUAAAUCUUAUGUUUUGGGCUGGUUUCAGCUGACCUUUGCUCAUUACCAAAUUAAGUCCCUUGCGUGCUUCUUGCUGCAACUCGUCCGGAACAAGCUGCAUGCACUGAUACGGGAAAGACUUGAUUUAUAUUUUUGUAUCAUAGUUCAGGAGACAUAUAGAUCAGGGUCAGAUAUCCGCAGAAGCCCAUACUACUGUUUAGCCAUGAGUAUUGAGAUUCCAGUCGGCCUGACGGAGCUGCUCCAAGGCUACACCGUGGAGGUGCUGCGCCAGAGACCGCCGGAUCUGGUGGAGUUUGCCGUGCAGUAUUUCACCCGCCUGCGGGACACCCGAAGCCAAGACGGGUCUGGAGCCGCCGCCAAAACCGGGGGUAAAGGGGUGAUGUUUGAUGGCGAGCCGAUGCAGACAGAGUCGAACGGCGAAGAUGACGAGGACGAUGACUCAGAUUUUGAACCUCCUCCCCCCAGCAGAUUUAACCGAAGAGUGUCGGUAUGUGCGGAGGCCUUUAAUCCCGAUGAAGAUGAGGAAGACUCUGAGCCGAGAGUCGUGCAUCCAAAAACAGAUGAACAGCGUUGUAGAUUACAAGAGGCCUGCAAGGACAUACUGCUGUUCAAGGCCCUCGAUCAGGAGCAGUUUUCAGAGGUGCUGGACGCCAUGUUUGAGGUACUUGUGCAGCCGCAGGAGCAUGUCAUUGACCAGGGAGACGAUGGGGAUAACUUUUAUGUAAUUGAGAGGGGUGUGUAUGAUAUUGUGGUAAAGAAAGACUGUGUGGGUCAGUAUAAUAAUAAGGGCAGUUUUGGAGAAUUGGCCCUCAUGUACAACACUCCACGUGCUGCAACCAUCAUUGCUAAAGAGGAGGGAGCGCUGUGGGGACUGGACCGGGCAACUUUCCGUAGACUCAUAGUGAAGAAUAAUGCGAAGAAGAGAAGGAUGUAUGAAUGUUUCAUCGAAUCAAUCCCUCUGCUCAAGUCACUAGAGGUGUCAGAGAGGAUGAAGAUCGUCGAUGUUUUGGGUGUGAAAUCGUGUCAUGAUGGCGAGAGGAUCAUUAUGCAGGGCGAUAAGGCUGAUUGCUUUUACAUUGUGGAGUCUGGAGAAGUGAAAAUUAUGAUGAAGAGCAAAACAAAAGCAGACAGACAGGAUAACGCUGAGGUUGAGAUCGCUCGUUGCAGUAGAGGGCAGUAUUUUGGAGAACUUGCUCUUGUCACCAAUAAACCGCGAGCUGCCUCAGCCUACGCUAUAGGGGAUGUCAAAUGCUUGGUGAUCGAUGUACAAGCCUUCGAGCGUUUGUUUGGGCCCUGUAAAGAGAUCAUGAAGCGGAACAUCGCCCACUAUGAGGAGCAGCUGGUGGCUCUGUUUGGAUCCAGCGUUGACCUGCGGGACUGAGACAGACUUGGCCGUGCCUUACACACACACACACACGCACACCCACAAAAUACAACACAAGUUUAUACACACUCAAAACAUUUUGUAGGUACACAUUCCUUUUUAUGUGCACUCAUACUCCAGCCAACACACACUUAAAUCAUACCUCACACACACAUCUACUUUCAUUGCGUCAGCUGCUCAGUAUGAAACAAGCAUUACCAACCUAACUGCUGUGACCCUGAACCAACCACAGCCUGGAGAGGACAUGUAUGCAUACACACACCCACACACAUUCACUUACACCAAAAAUCCCCAGCCAAGGACUCAGCCUUCAUCAUGGUCACCUGCAGUCAAAACAAAGAAAAGUGAUGCGAUAAAGAAACAAAAAUCUAUGUUUAACGAGAAAAGUUGAUAUCUUUCAAUAAAAAAAUGCAAAAAAGUGCAAAAAUUUUAAAGUUUUAGAGCAUUUUAUGGUAAUGCAAAGCUUUGAUAAACUCUUGUUUAAAUAUGACCCAUUUCCUUCCCUGCUGUUGGUGCAUAAAAGUAUUUGCAGGUGGUAUCCACAGUGACAGAUUUUUCUCAUUUAAACUCCACGUUGUAUUGAUUAAUGUAUUACUAUUAUUAUCAUCAUCAUCAUCAUUAUUCUAUAUUAUUUUCUUGAAGGUUGACUUUUUGUUACACCGCCCCCCCAAAUUGGAGGAUGCAAGGCAAAAUAUAUUGCAGAUUUUCCCUUUAUUCUUUCUGAACGAGUCAGCCUGAAAAAUAAAUAAAGCAGACAUUUUGGUAACCUGUGUGUGUGCGUGCAAUGAAAGGUUUGGUCUGUAUUUACAUGAACAGUGCCAUUUAAAUGUCAGGAGUCAACUUGGUGUUUGUAAACCUUGAAGUGGAGGCACCAUGAAAGUGUUUUAGAAUGGAGUGUUCUUUUAUUUUCAUUUAGGAUUGUAGUUGGUUAUUGUUUGUUGGUUAUCACCACUGAGAGUUGGCUAGUUACAGCAUUUACUGAUUGUUCUUUUAAUAAACUUUGGAUAAAUCA
Messenger RNA from Paramisgurnus dabryanus, 3403 nucleotides. It is a transcript of the gene prkar2aa, whose product is annotated as protein kinase, cAMP-dependent, regulatory, type II, alpha A. Gene Ontology annotation, biological process: negative regulation of cAMP-dependent protein kinase activity. Gene Ontology annotation, molecular function: protein kinase A catalytic subunit binding; cAMP-dependent protein kinase inhibitor activity; cAMP binding. The record is from RefSeq and is a predicted model, not a curated record. Gene Ontology annotation, cellular component: cytosol; cAMP-dependent protein kinase complex. NCBI's taxonomy places the organism in Eukaryota, Metazoa, Chordata, Actinopteri, Cypriniformes, Cobitidae.